GAAGCCAGCCUUUCACCUCUGCAUCGCCAUUACAAACCCUUCGUUCUUCUCGCUUCUCUCUCGCCAGCCACCUCCUACCUCCAGUCCAGCAAGCAGGCGUGAGCCCAGUGGCGGGCCCCUCGCUCUCUCCCCCACCUCCGCCCCCAACUAUUCUCGCUCUAGCAGGUAGCAAGGAGUACCCUGCUGGCCGCCGGCAAUCACCUCGAUCCCCUUCACCCGCUUCCAUUCUCGCUCGCCAUCUUUUGCCAACAAGCACGCGCGCAUCAAGGACGAAGAGCGCCGCCCCGGCCGUGACUGCCACUGGCGUGUGGGCUGCACCGGAUCUCUCGCCGCCCUUCGCUGGGCGGGCCGGCGAGUGGAUCUCUCGCUGGGCGGGCCGGCCCGUGGUGAGCUAUACAAGGUCCAUCGCGCCGCCGGUCGCCGCCGUUGGCCGCUUCGCCGAGAGCGCCGCCGCCGCCACCCUUGCAACGAAGAGAUUUUGAGUAAACACUGUGAGCAGGUGGACGAAGAAGCCUCCUGACGGCAGACGGUCACGGUCACCCCUGAGAAUGUGGAGGAAGACGAAGCCUGCAGAUGGAAGGAUAGCCGUGGCCACUCCUGAGAUUGCGUUCUCUGGAGCCUUACUCGGAUUGGAUGGCAUAGGAAAAAAAAAAGAUGGAGAAUGUAGUGAGUAUAUAUCACGGAGGCACUGUGGAAAGGGAUGAAUAUGGAUGUAUUAAGUUUGUUACCAUGCAGUGCGAGGUUGUCAUAUUUGAUGAGAAAUAGUCGUUUAGUGAGUUGCUUGUAAGGCCUCGGGAGGAGUUACAUUGUCAUGAAGAUGAUGAAAUCACAGUUGAGGUCAUACUUCACCUAGGUUCCCCUCUCAACAUUCAAAGGAAGAUGGUCCCAAUUCGGUGUGCAGGCCAGUAGGAAAAAUAUGUGAGGACGGUUAUGAAUGGUCAUUUCCCAAGUGUUGAAGUGGUUGUUCGUCGGGUGGGAGUUAAUCCAAAUUCUCGUCGGUUUCCCGACCAAUGGGUUAACGGGCACACUUCGAUCCUCCCGUCCCAGAACCUGUUAUGGAUGUGGUGUUGCACCUACUAUUCCCGAUGCUGAAUCUGCCCCCUAAUAAAGUAGUUGGACAUGGUUGUCGGAUUGUUGAUGAUGUGACACUGCGUCUUGGAUGUGUAUCCACUGCCUCACUGACUGGCAUCAGGCGGGUCUUUAUAGUUGGGGAUCAGCUGUGCUGUGUUUUCUAUACCGGUAGCUGUGCGAGGCGUGCCGUCGGACUUCGGACUCCGCGUCAGUUGGUGGGUGUGUCUACCUAUUGCAGUUAUGGAUGUGGGCCCGUCUUGCUGUUGGUCGUCCCAAGAUUAUGCCGCGGCGACCGUGCUUCCCAGGUGAGAUGCCGAGACGGCAGCCGACAUGGGCAUAUCUUUGGGAUCAGGUUAAAGUUAGCCAUACGAGGUUGGACCGCGCGUACCUGGAUUACAUCAACGAGAUAGACGCGCUCACGGCUCAUAGUGUAAAUCGGCAGCCUUACGAAGGAGAGGACGCACUUCCUUUUACCGUUAGCUUCAUGUGUGGGUUGGACGACGAUCUUUACAUGAUGAAGUGCCCUCUCAUAUGUUUCUAUGCUGUCGAGUACCACCUGCCAGAUCGAGUAGCACGUCAGUUUGGGAUGAGGCAGAUUUGGCCAACACCGGCGACCUCGACUAGUGUGGAGUUACACAGCGUGGAUCGUAAGAAGAAACGGAAGGUCUCUGAGUGGGCCGCGUUCCACCAGGCGUACAUUGACGAUUGGGAGGACUUCCACGAUAACGUGGACGACAACAAUGAGCUGCAUACAAGCAGUGAGUAUAGGCAAUACCAGACUUGGUACCAAGGUGCGACGCGUCACAGGCUGAGGGCAGCGUGGACGGAAGAUGACUACGCUGACAUUCACUCAUCCGACGAUGAAGACACGGUGUACGAUCAGAGUACUCGUGCUGGAAGACAGGUGGAGGCAGGACCAAUUCUGGAUAGGAUGGGCCGUACCCUCCAAAGCUCGGUUAGAGAUAUUGAGCAUUUCCGUCCUAGAGUUACGGAUCCCGAGAUGCGGAGCUUUCUAGACCGACUGUCAAAUCGGUUUCGUCGUGCGGCUGCUCGUUGUGGUUGCAGGACUGCCACGAUGUGAGACGUGCACGUUCCAUCCCCACGCGAAGGAGGCGUCGGUACGUCUAGCCAAGGCUCCUCAGGUUCGAAAUCAAUUGCAUCCGAGGAUGAGACGACGACGACGACGAUGAGCAGAGGCCUGAGGAGCUUGGCCCGUCUCAGCUCCACGAGGCUCCCUUGACUCAGCCUACACAAGUUGUAAGCACUGGACUACGUUACCCACGUUCUCCUUACACUCCAGGCACCGACGCCCUUGGUCACAAGGGUAAGGGUAAGACUAGAAGGCAGUGAUGGUUCUUAUUGCGAACUUUGUAUUAUAUGGAUUAUUUGUAUAUAUGGACUUUCAUUCUGAACUAUUGUGUAUUUUAUUAUGAAUGUGUCAUAUGCUUGUGUCAUA
Setaria italica (foxtail millet) is the source of this 2527-nucleotide messenger RNA. RefSeq names its product serine/threonine-protein phosphatase 7 long form homolog. The record is from RefSeq and is a predicted model, not a curated record. Gene Ontology annotation, biological process: meristem maintenance; meristem development. The transcript has 9 exons. The coding region runs from base 1316 to 2152 and encodes 278 amino acids. NCBI's taxonomy places the organism in Eukaryota, Viridiplantae, Streptophyta, Magnoliopsida, Poales, Poaceae.